Hypanus sabinus (Atlantic stingray) is the source of this 2841-nucleotide messenger RNA. RefSeq names its product zinc finger protein 585A-like. NCBI's taxonomy places the organism in Eukaryota, Metazoa, Chordata, Chondrichthyes, Myliobatiformes, Dasyatidae. The coding region runs from base 277 to 1902 and encodes 541 amino acids. The record is from RefSeq and is a predicted model, not a curated record. The transcript has a single exon.
AGGGAUUCACUCGAUCAUCUGACCAACUGGCAUGCCCAUUAGUUUACAUGGGGGGAGCCCAUUCAUCUGCUCAGACAGUGGGAAUGGAUUCACUCGGUCAUCUCAACUGAAGGUACAUCAGCAAGUUCACACUGGGCAAGGCCAUUCACCUGUUCUGUGAGUGAGAAGGGAUUCAGUUGGUCUUCCCACCUGCGGACACACCAGUCAGUUCACACUGGGCAGAGGCUGGUCAUCUGAGGAAUUUGUGGAGAAGGAUUGACUUGGUCAUCUGUCCUAAUGGCUCACCAGCGAGUUCACACCGGGGAGAGGCCGUUCACCUGCUCAGACUGUGGGAAAGGAUUCACUUCCACAUAUAAGUUACUGAGACACCAGUCAGUUCACACUGGGGAGAGGCCAUUCACCUGCUCAGACUGUGGGAAGGGAUUCGCUCAGACAUCUCAACUGAAGGUACAUCAGCGAGUUCACACUGGGGAGAGGCCAUUCACCUGCUCGGACUGUGGGAAGGGAUUCGCUCAGUCAUCUCAACUGAAGGAACAUCAGCAAGUUCACACUGGGGAGAGGCCAUUCACCUGCUUGGACUGCGGGAUGGGAUUCAUUUCGUCAUAUAAGUUACUGAAACACCGGUCAGUUCACACCGGAGAGUGGCCGUUCACCUGCUCAGACUGCGGAAAGGGAUUCACUGAGUUACCUCAACUUCAGGUACAUCAGCGAGUUCACACCAGAGAGAGGCCAUUCACCUGCUCAAACUGUGGGAAGGGAUUCGCUCAGUCAUCUCAACUGAAGGUACAUCAGCGAGUUCACACUGGAGAGUGGCCAAUAACCUGCUCGGACUGCGGGAUAGGAUUCGCUUUGUCAUCCCAUCUGAAGAUACAUCAGCGAGUUCACACUGGUGAGAGGCCGUUCACCUGCUCAGACUGUGGGAAGGGAUUCACUUCAUCAUCCCAUCUGAAGAUACAUCAGCGAGUUCACACUGGGGAGAGGCCGUUCACCUGCUCGGACUGUGGGAAGGGAUUCAUUUCAUCAUCCCAUCUGAAGGUACAUCAGAGAGUUCACACUGGGGAGAGGCCAUUUACCUGCUCAGUCUGUGGGAAGAGAUUCACUCAGUCAUCCAGCCUAAUGGCUCACCAGCAAGUUCACACUGGAGAGAGGCCGUUCACCUGCUUGGACUGUGGGAAGGGGUUCACUCAGUCAUGCCAUCUGAAGGUACAUCAGAGAGUUCACACUGGGGAGAGGCCGUUCACCUGCUCGGACUGUGGGAAAGGAUACUCUCAGUUAUCUCAACUGAAGGCACACCAGGGAGUUCACACCGGAGAGUGGCCAAUCACCUGCUCGGACUGCGGGAAGGGAUUUGCUUCGUUAUCCCAUCUGAAGAUACAUCAGCGAGUUCAUACCGGAAAGUGGCCAAUCACCUGCUCAGACUGUGGGAAGGGAUUCCCUUCGUUAUACCAACUGAAGAUACAUCAGCAAGUUCACACUGGUGAGAGACCAUUCACCUGCUCAGACUGUGGGAAGGGAUUCACUCGAUCAUCCCAUCUGCAGAUACAUCAGCGAGUUCACACUGGUGAGAGGCCGUUCACUUGCUCAGUCUGUGGGAAGGGUUUCACUUCGUCAUCCCAACUGAAGGUACAUCAGCAAGUUCACACUGGGGAGAGGCCGUUCACUUGCUCAGAAUGUGGGAAGGGAUUCACUCGGUCAUCCCAACUACUGGCACACCAGCAAGUUCACACUGGGGAGUGGCCUUUCACCUGCUCAGAAUGUGGGAAGGGAUUCACUAAGUCAUCCACCUUACUGGUACAUCAGAGAGUUCACACUGGGGAGAAGCCGUUCACUUGCUCAGAAUGUGGGAAGGGAUUCACUCAGUCAUCCAUCCUAAAGGCACACCAGCGCCUUCACACUGGGUAGAGACCAAUAUGCUUGGACUUCGGGAAGAAAUUCUCUCAGCCAAAACAACCAGUGUGCAUCAUUGAGUUCACACUGGGGAGAGGCCGUUCACCUGCUGUGAAUGUAGGAAGCAAUUCACUCAGUCAUCUAAUGUUAUGUAGCUUCCAGUUGUGCUGGCAGCUUAACAGAGGGGGUUAUAGCCCCCAGUCUGGCCAAACUGAAGAAUCUCGUUUGGGUGGAUACUGAGCGAUGUGUCCCCUGUGUAAUCUGCCCUUGGGGUUCAUACUCUCUGUGGACUGUCUCUUUAAAGUGCAAAGAGAACCGAGACUGACCUUGGACACGCUGUUGGAUUUCUGCAGAAGUGCUGGGUUGCUAUGGUGACCAGCUAAUGUUUAUGUUCUGUGUGGUUAAGCAAGGUCAGAAUGAUCCUUUACCAACACAGAACAAGCAAGCGACUUCUUACAGAGAAGUCUAUUAUCCCCCCCCCCCAUCUUGUGAACUAAAUUGAAUCUACCACAUCAUUGUAAGACAAUGUCGUUUACCACCUUGGUUUUGGAUUUUAUAUACAGGUGGCUCCCGUUUUUCGGACGUUCGCUUUACGACAGCUCACUGUUACGAAAGACCUACAUUAGUACCUGUUUUUGCUAACCAAAGAUGAUUUUCACUUUUAUGAUAAAGAUGAUGACUGCUUUAUACGUGAGUUUACCCCGAGAAAGACUACCGUGACCGUGAAGCCUUGUGCGGCAGUUGUGUACGCAUGCGUGCACGUGCCGAUUUUUUUUCUCUCCAAAUCAAUUUCAGUUCACUAUCUUCCCGAUUUUCAGUGAAACUACACCGUACAUACAAUAUUUCUACUUUAUCAUUCCUACUUUUACUAUAGGUUAGUGUUAUUUUAGGUUUUAUGUGCUAUUUGGUAUGAUUUGGUGGGUUUUCUUUGGGUCUGGGAACAUCCAAAAUCUU